CCUGCUUUGUGGAGUUCUCUCAACCACUUUUGCAAACUUCUAAUAUAAGAAGAAAUGGAAAAUUCUCCUCCUAACAGUGAUGUGUAUACUGAAGAGAGAGAUUAAACAAAGGUAUUUCAUAAGGUGUGGAACUGAGAAAAACAAGACAAAGUGACUUACCUAUAGGCACAGAACUAAUCCCCCUGUGAACUACUGAAGACGAGAUUUCCUGGACAGACUUAAGGAUACCCUGUUUUCUGAUGGUAUUUUAUUUACUCGCCUAAUAUCUGACAUCAGCACAAUAUAGUUAAAACUACAAAAGUUCUUUAAGGUGCUGAGCUGUGUCUAAGAGUAUUGUAGAAGAUGAUACUGCUCAAUUGUUCUACCAAACUGCAGAUGCUAGAGCAAAUGCUAAAGAGUAACUUUCCUGAAUCUCUCAAGGUUUAUGGAGCAGUCAUGAACAUGAAUCGUGGAAAUCCCUUUCAGAAGGAAGUGGUGGUGGAUUCUUGGCCAGACUUCAAAACUGUCAUUACUCGGAGGAAGAAAGAGGCUAUGACAGAUGAUCUGGACAUUUAUACAAAUGCCUAUGCAGUCUUCUAUAAAGAUUCCAGGGCUUAUCGUAAGCUUCUAGAGGAGCCUGAUGUUAUCAACUGGGAGCAAGUAUUUCAGAUACAAGGACUCCAAGAUGAAUUAUAUGCAAUUUCCAAAGCUGUUGCAAACUCUAAACAGUUGGAUGUAAAUGUGACCUCCUUUAGGGCUGUUGAGUUUCCUCCAUUCCCUAUGCCAGACGCCAAAUCCCGUGUGAUGUCUUCUCCUCAGCUGUCUUACCUGAGUGUUGCUGAGGCUGAUCUCCUAAACAGGACUUGGUCCCGGGGUGGAAAUGAACAGUGCCACCGGUACCUUGCCAACCUCAUCUACUGCUUUCCUAGUGUGUGUGUCCGAGAUGAAAAUGGUAAACCAGUUUCCUGGGGUCUCACAGACCAGUUUGCCACAAUGAUUCAUGGUUACACCUUGCCUGAGCACCGAAGGAAGGGCUAUAGUCGACUGGUAGCUGUGACAUUGGCUAGAAAGCUCCAGAGCCGGGGAUUCCCAAGUCAAGGCAAUGUCCUAGAUGAUAACAUAGCAUCAAUAACUCUUCUCAAAAACCUUAAUGCUUCAUUUUUGCCUUGUCGCUUUCAUAGACUUAUCCUCACUCCUAGAAAUUUCUCUGCGUAGGCAUACCCAUAGCUUACUGUAACCCUGUAAUUUCAGGAUUGACACUCUUUUUUUACUUUCUCUGUCAACCCAAUACUUCCUUAUGUGUCAGAGAAUAAGGAAUUGAAAUGGAGCUUUGAGAAUCCCAAUAUUAUUAUGGAAGAGAUGUGAUAAAUCAGAUUGGAAAGAACAUGAUUUUAUUCUCUCAAGGUUCCCUUGAAAGUUACUACAGAGGCAGUGAGAUGUCUCAGUGGAUAGAAUGCCAGAGUGGGCAAGUCACUUAAUCUCCAAUACCUGACCCUUACCAUUCUUCUGCCUUGAAACUGAUAUUUAGUAUUGAUUCUAAGAAAGAAGGUAAAGGUUAAAAAAAGGAAGUUACUAAAGGAUCAGGGAUUACCAAAAAUAACUAUUUCUGUCAUACUUUGAUACUCAUCUCAGAUAAUUCCAUGUUCCACAGUUUCAUGGAUGGAUUAACGUGAAAGCCAGCAGCCUUUACUCAGCAUAUAUGACAGAAGCUAGUAUCUUAAGAUAUAAGACUUGUCACACAACUAUUUCACUAUAGCUCAAUUCUCUAGUCCAGGCUACUGACUCAGCUCUAUAAAACCCCAUGAUCCUAUGUUAAUUUCUAUUAUUUUCUGUUCCCAUUACUUUUGACUCAGGAUCUCUAUGUAUUAGCCCUUUACUUUCCUUUUCCCUUUAUCUUAUUAAGACUCACUCCUGUGUUUCCAGAAGCUAGGUGAUCUCACUAAAUAGAAUGUUGGAUCUGGAAAAAGGGAGAUCCAAAUUAAGAUUUAUCCUCAGAUACAGUUGUGUAACUCUUGGCAAGUCAAUUAAUUUCUGCCUGCCUCAGUUUCCUCAAGUAUAAAAUAGGGAUAAUAAUACCUGCCUCAUAGGGUAUUGUGAAGAUCAAAUGAGAUAUUUGUUAAUCACUUAGCAAAGAGCCUAGCAUAUAGAAGGCACUUAAUAAGUGCUAUUCUUCUUCUCUCCCUUCCCUUAGGUAUUCCCUAUCCCUUACAUAAUCCCCAACCUUUGGGUAACAAGAGAAUGGUGCAAGGUAUUUAAAUACUAUGCAGUGGAUGUUGCUGUUAUGGUAUAUAAACUAUUGGUAUGCACCUCAUGACUUCUCUCCCUCCUUCCACCCAGCUUCCCCCACUCUCCGCUAGGCAAAUCCAAAGGUAGAAAGCUAUCCGGUCUAAGGCAAUGUUUGUAGCUGUCCUUGGUCCUAGAUAUAAGGACUUGAAACCUUUAGAUUAUAGGGAGAAGUAUGGCAGAAUAAAGUAUCUGAGAACCACUGGUUCUAAAUCUCUAUGAAUUUUUAUUUUUUAAACAGUAAAUAAUAAUAUAAAAAAUAAAUUAAAAAAUAACAAAAUAAAAAAUAAUUUAAACAAAAACCCUUUCUCAGGGACAGCUGGAGGCUCAGUGGAUUGAGAGCCAGGACUAGAGAUAGGAGAUACUAGGCUCAAAUCUGACCUCAGACUCUUCCUAGCUGUGUGACCCUGGGCAAGUCACUUAAUCCCCAUUGCCUAGCUUUUACCAUUCUUCUGCCUUAGAACCAAUACACGGUGUUGAUUCCAAGACAGAAGGUAAGGGUUUAAAAAAUAAUAAAUAAAAAUAUCUUUCUCAGAUUUAAAUCUGACAAAAAUAAAUCAAUUUCCACAGGAUGGUCAAGCUACUAAGUAGGAACUAUAGCUUUGAUUGCACAUUUUACCCUUGAAUAGGGAUCAGGGAAUGAAUUUAAUACUUUUAAGAAGGAGAAAUGAAAUUUAAAAUAUAUAUAAUGAGUUUGAUAGGGAGACUAUUGAAAGCCACUAUGAUUUAACAGCAGUAGUUCUGCUAGUAUCUCUGACAUCAUAAGGUUUUUAGCCUACAACCUAGUUUAAAUCAAAGUUGUAUUUAAAUAAAAUAGGAUAUGGAUUCAAAUGAGAAAACUAAGGUCCAGAAAAAUUAGGUGACUUGCCCAAGAUUCACAUAGGUAGUAAAGUAAUAGAGUCGAAAUUGAAAAGAGCUUUGACUUUAGAGUCAUAGAGCUUCAGGUAAAGUUUAUCCUCUGAUACUUACUGCCUGUGGACCUGGGUCAAGUCAUGUAAACUUCUUGGACCUCAGUUUUCUCAUUGGUAAAAUUAAAGUGUUGAACUAGAUGACUUUUGGGAACCCUUCCUACUCUGGAAUAAUAAUAUUAAGAACUCAAACUUUAUGACUCCCAAUCUAGCCCUAUUACACUAAGCCAAACUGCUUUCCUUACAGACAAAUAUUUGAGAGUUUGUAUAUGAAGUACACCCUAUUAAGAAAUAUAUACUAUGUAUAUCUGGAGCAUAAUAGUCCCCAUUUCUUAAAAUAGCAUAUUCAUAAAGGCAACCUCUAUAUAAUUUAAGGGAUAGGAAAUAUUUGUGACUACACUGAUAUAUAUAAACUCAUGGAUAAAGAAACUCCCUCUGGUUAUGCAAGUCAAUACCUUCUUUUAAAUGCAAGUCUUAAAUAUCCCUGGAGCCCUAAAAGGUGACAGUUUACCCCAUAUCCCAUAGUGUAUUCAGGAAAAGAUGUUCAUAGUCAGUAUGUUUCAGAGGUUGAACUUGAACCCAAGUUUUCCUAGUUUUAAUGUCACCUUUCUGUUCACUGCAUUAUUCUGCCUUUCAUAUAAUUUUGCUGUUGUUGUUUAGUCAUUUCACUUGUGAACAACUCUACAUGACCCUAUUUGGGGUUUAUUUGGCAGAGAUACUAGAGUGGUUUGCCAUUUCCUUCUCCAGCUCAUUUCCCAGAUGAAGAACUGAGGCAAAUGGGGUUAAGUGACUUGCUUAGAGUCAAACAGAAGUUAGUGUCUGAGGUCAGAUUUGAAUUCUGGAAGAUAAGUCUUCUGGCUCCAGGUCUAGCACUCUAUUUAUAGCAUCACCUAGCUGGCCCCACAUAUACUUUUAGAAGUCGUUGAAUUUUAAAAAUUACACUGUGAAGUCACCUUAAAAAUAAACCCCCUUAAAUUACCAAUAGUAAAUGGACCCAGAAAGUUUGAAUGAAUUACUCAAAAUCAAAUAACUUAUUUAUGGCAUUAAAGGCACUAGAACUAGCCCUUCUCGCUCUCAGAAUUGGAUUCUUUAACUUUUUUCUCCUUCUUGCUAUUUUUGUCUUACUGGAUUUCUGAAUGUUUAUCUAUGUUUACCUCAAAAGAGAUGCACCUAUAAGGGUACCUUACACAGAAUAAAUUCUUGAUAAAUAUUUCUUAAAUUUAGCAAUAAAGCUACAAAUUCACAUUCUGUUUGGGUAAAUUCAUUUCUCAUUUAAAGUGGCCACAGAUAAAAUUACUAUAGAUAUAUAAACAGACUGACUCGACUAUAAAGAUGAAUACAUGGGGCCUCAUAUUAGCUUGUAGAAGUGCCAAAUUUUCACUGGGGUUCUGAAUGUUAUGAUAACCUGAGUAUCUCAAAUGGGAAACAUAGCCCUGUGCUAGGAGGAGUCUUUGAAGAACACAGAAAGUAAGUUUAGAGAAGAUAGGCAAUUCAAUUUUAAUUAGGAAUAUGGGUUAUCAGAUAUAAAAGAGACAUAUCUAGAAAUCAUAGGACUCUAUGGUUAAUAUGAUCCUCUCUGUUUAGCUGAAAGCUCAGUAGGGGCUUUUGUUGCAAAAUAAUGUAAGUUCCUUGUGUGUAGGAGCCAUUUUUCAUUAUCCCCAUAGUGCAGUAUGGUAUCUUAUACUUAGUAGACCCUUAAUUAAGGGCUUAAUUUAAUUGUUUCAUGAUGUACCCCCUAAAUAUUUUUAGUUGUUAUGAAACAUAAGAUUCACACAAAAACUAUGAAAUAAUUAGGAUUAAUAAAGUCAAAGGAGAGGAAAAUGGGAAAAUAGCCAGUGUUCAUUGAUCAUUUCAUCUCAACCAACAAGAGUAUAGUAAAGGUGAGACCACCUAGGGAGCAUAGGGAAAAGUUAAAAAAAUCUUCCUAGAAAUGGAGUCAAUCUUGGAAAAAAUAUAUGAGAGCCCAGUAGAACGAAAAUACUGGAAGUUAUAAUUAGAAGAAAUAUUAGAGAUCAUUUAGUUCAAUUCAGUCAAUUUACAGAUUAAAUUACUUUUGUGCUCAUCCAAAGUAAUUAUAUAGCAUCUUCCUUGGUGCUUCUUUUUUGUUUCUUUGUUUCUUUUCUGUUUUAUUUUUUCAGUUAGCAAUCACUUAUUUUUCUCUCCCCACCAUCUCCACUCCCACAUUUGGAAGAAAAAAAAAAAAAAGAAAAUCCUUUGUCCUGUAUUCCUGAAAAAAAUAUUCCAAACUCCUUUACUUGACGUAAAAAAUAAGGAAUCUAAAGUACUCCCUGACAUUAUUAAGAAAGGAUGAAUAGGAGAAAUUUAGAAAGAUGGGAAGAUAUAUACAAACUGAUGAUGAAUUGGUCUGAAACAAAAGAACACAAUGAUUAUAACAAUGUAAAUGAAAAGAUGACACAAAAAAAAAAGAAGUCUGAAUUUAUGGACUAAUGCUCACAGAGCAAAUGAGGAAGCACAGGUUACUUCUCAUGCUGGAGGAGCAAGGGACUAUGGUUACCACAGCAGUAUGUUCUCUCUAUAUCUCUCUGUCUCUGUCUGUCUGUCUGUUUGUCUGUCUCUUUCUCUCUCAUCUAGCUAGCUAGCAAGCUACUCAGAUUCACAUGGUUUUGUUUGAUUGAUUUUCUAUGUCAGAAGAGAAGAUUCUAAUUUAGUAGGAUCUUUUAAUUUUUUUUAGAACUAACUGAUGUAACGACAAAAGGCAUCAAUAAAAAACAUUUUUUUAAAGACUGCCUGUCAGAUGCAACUGUCUGGGAGUGGUGGCAGUGUCUGUUUUAAAAUCUUCAUGGAAGGUGGGGUAUGAGUGGCAAGGAGAAGAGGUCAGGGAAAGUCUGAAAGGUCUCCUUUUCCUCAAGUCCAGAUCUAAUGUGCUCCAAUUUAGUGAAGUCUCAGGCAUUUUCAUAACUAGCUUUCCCUAAAAUAACCCUUGGCUUUUACUCUAGGAGACAUAUUUAGUUUUUUAACUUUUAUUCUGAGCUGAUCAAGAUAUAUGCAUAUAUCUUGAUUAUCCCUAAAUGGUUUGUGGUUUUUUGUUUUUAAUUUGGAGCUUCUUUUCUUCUGUGAGAGUUAAAUUAGGAGUUUUGACAAAAUAAGAGAGCAGCUUUUAAUAAUUUAAGUUUUAACGAGAAUAUAGUAGAGUUGUAAAUUAAUAUUAUCUUUUUAAUCCAGAGAAAAGAAAACUUCUAGCAGCUUUUAACAAUUAAUAAUUUCAUUUAAUUAAAAUAGAGAUAGUAAAAGAAUAUAGUAAAAUGAAUAUAGUAAAGUAGAGAAAUAUAGGAAAGAGGUAGAGAAAGAAAAUUUCCUAAAGCCUAUGUUAGUUAUCCUAUAACUAUGUAUAAUUACUACCUAAUACUGCCUAUAUCUACCUAUAAUAAUAACCACCCCACAAAGUUCCAACCCAAUCAAAACCAAUCCAAUCAGCGCUUAAUCAAACCCAAUUAGGUCUGUCAUCAAAGACCAGUCACCUCCCAAACCAGAAAAGGUCAAAAAGCCCUCUAAAGGUUAAAGCCAAAAAGCCCUCUCAGUAAACUUGGACCCACCUUUAUAUUCCAGCAACUAAAUGUCAACCACCAACCCAACACACUCCCAGCAGCCAACUUCCCCACCACUGCCAGCCCUAACUGUCAGCAUUGUCGUUUCUAUUUCCUGUUACUGUGGGUUGGUUAAUCCCUAUACAUCUCUAUGGUAACAAGACCUCCAGGUCCCCUGUUAAAUUAAAAAAAUAAUAAUAAAGAAUUCUUUUUUUAUACCUCCAUUCAUUUAUUCAUCAAUUUCAUAAAAAAAAAUACAGUUGGACACACUGUACAAUGACUCUGACAUUGUGAUGCUAUUUUGGUCCUCUUCAAUUAUAAAGAACUAUUAAUAGCCAACCAACCAACCUGAGUGUUAGAAUGUGCAUUGCAUUCUAAAGGACACAAAAAUCAUUGCUGGCAAUGCAAUGUAGCAGAUACUAGAAUUAAAGAAUAAUUUAGUUAAUGGAAACAAACUAUCAUAAUGGAAACAAACAUACCACAAUUAUUACAGUUGGCAAUAUCCACAAUAUUUAUCCAGUGUGCCUUCUGAACUUUCUUGAUCAGAAUGGAACUUUUGUUGGAUACUCUUCCCAGUAUAUUUACUAAGGAGCUUUUCAGCAUGAGAAUUUCCCUGGCUUGCUCUUGGAGAUAUGGUGAUAGUCCAACUCUGAAUUAAUCCCAAUGUGUAUUUUGCACAUCUAAUUUUUUUUUCAAAAAUGAAUGAAAAUUAGAAAAGAAACCAUUGGUUCAAUUAUUAAUAUAAAUUCAAAUCAUCCAUGUCAAAAGGAUUGGAGGAAAAAAUAAUAUAACCAUUUGAAUGUUAAUAUAAUCAAUUGUAUUAAACAUGGUGAAUCUUUGAUUUUCAUCUUACAUUUUAUUUAUAGCAUCUACUCCACUUAAGCAAUUAUUAUGUUGAUUUCUCAGAUGUUCAUUAUUAACAACUAGUACCUAUCCUGAGUAAUUAUAAAUUGGCUAAGAUCUCAGUUAUAUAUAUUUACUGAACUGAAAAGUAUUUUGAAAUCUAGACCCAUAUCUACUGUUCUGGGAAGUUUUGAGAGGAAACAAAAUUUUAUUAGUCCUAACCUAAAUAGUGUACUUGCAACAUGGAAUGGGUUAUAAAGGGGAGUUGAUUUAGCUCAGAAAAAUUCAAUGGUUUCCCAGUUAAUUAAUGAGAAUUUAAUAAGUAUUUACUGUUUUCCAGACUCAGUGCUAAGUGAUAAGCUCCCAAAGCAAACAAAUAAAACAAAAUAAACAAGAAAAUAAACAAACAAAAAAUGCUGGGAGCCAUCAGGCCAUGACACCACGACAAAGUCACUUGUGGUAGCUAAGGAAUCCACAGAGUGGCCCUUGGCAAGAUGUGACUUCCCACUCAACCCCCCUUCCAUAACCUCUCUCAUUAACAUCCCUUUCCUAUGGAAUUGACAUGAUUACUAUUCUCCCUAACCUAGGAAUAAUACAAGAGCAAAAUACCUGUACUUUAUUUCUCCAAAACAUCACCAAAAGAUCAGACCCUCAAACCCAAUCUCAAAAGACUACCAUGGAUUAACUUUUACUUAGUUACAUAAUUCCCAGUAAAACCAUAGCUACAAGCCAAGCCCAGAACUUUCCCACUCACAGAAAUUUAUUCUCAUGAAGCCAGAAUACAAAUCAAUCAUAAAAGCCCAUACAAAAUGUACAGGUACACCAAGUUUCAUCAUGCCUCAGUGACUUGAUUUUUCCCCUUGAGAAACUCCCUAGUAAACCCUGGAAAAUGAUCAGUAAUAUUAAAUCUGAAUUGUGUUCCUAGUACCUCUCAACCUCAAUGAUAUGAUUGUUGAAUUGUCUUUAAGAACUUCUGAUUGAUUAUUUAUUUUUAUUAAAAGUAAUAAGUAAAUUUCCUUGAUUAUUUAUAAGCUCAAAACUCCUCACAGGGUAAUGAGAAAAUUAAACCACCUGUGAUGAAAUCUUUUAUCUUGUGUGAAACCUUUAUUCUGUCAAGAAACUGUAAUCACAAUAUAAGAAUAUGGAAUUUUAAUCAAGUGAUUUCUUCAAAGUUAAUGUAUCAUUUUUCCAAUUAUCUCUAUUUAGACAUGUGUGGUAGAUAAUGUAUCUGUGUGCCCAAAAAAUGGGUAUAAAAAUAAACAUCAGGCCUGGGGAUAGCGGAGCAGCUAUCAGGUGCAAAGCAUGCCCAUGGUCUUAAAAUAUA
This is a messenger RNA of Monodelphis domestica (gray short-tailed opossum), 8882 nucleotides long. The record is from RefSeq and is a predicted model, not a curated record. NCBI's taxonomy places the organism in Eukaryota, Metazoa, Chordata, Mammalia, Didelphimorphia, Didelphidae.